CGUAUGCGUACAAUGGUGUGAUUGAUAUGUGAAGCACAUACACUUUCCAAUAGUGUCGUGUGCAGUUUAAAAAUCCUCUAUCCUCUCACCCGCCUUCAACAAACUCAAACAACUCCGACCUCAGCAAAACUUUAGUCGCCGUCUCUAUUUCAUUCAGUCACCUGCUUUAAACUUCUUAAUUCAAUAUCGGUUGAACUACGAACGAGCCAGCCAAAAAAAUGCCGAACUGUCCAAAAUGCGAAAAACCUGUGUACUUUGCUGAGCGUAAGCAAUCUCUGGGCAAGGACUGGCAUCCAGGAUGUCUAAGAUGCGAAAAGUGCAAUAAAACCCUUGCCCCGGGAUCCCAUGCUGAGCACGAAGGUAAACCAUAUUGCUCGAACCCAUGCUAUUCAGCACUUUUUGGACCAGGCGGUUUUGGAAGAGGAGGCGCUGAAAGUUAUGUUUACAAGAAGUAAAUAUGUUAAUGUACACAUAUUUAAGUUUGUAUUAUGGAACCUGGAAAAAUGUUAAUAUAAAUUUAUUUAAUAUUUUUUUGUAACCCAGAAAAAAAUAAUGAUAAAAUGUUAAGUUUACUAAUUAUAUUUUAUAUUAAUAACUACAUAAAAGUAUUAUAUAUAAAAUACUACUUGUAAUGUACUGUUUUAAUAAACCUAAGAAUUACGAAA
Molecule: messenger RNA, 665 nt
Organism: Nicrophorus vespilloides
Lineage: Eukaryota; Metazoa; Arthropoda; Insecta; Coleoptera; Silphidae
Product: cysteine-rich protein 1-like
Exons: 3
Coding region: 219-455 (78 amino acids)
Source: RefSeq, a predicted model, not a curated record